Messenger RNA from Apis florea (little honeybee), 2276 nucleotides. RefSeq lists its product as uncharacterized. Gene Ontology annotation, molecular function: protein phosphatase regulator activity. NCBI's taxonomy places the organism in Eukaryota, Metazoa, Arthropoda, Insecta, Hymenoptera, Apidae. Gene Ontology annotation, cellular component: protein phosphatase 4 complex; cytoplasm; nucleus. The record is from RefSeq and is a predicted model, not a curated record.
AUUUUUAAGGUAUUGGUAGCCCUGUUUCAUCCUCUGCCUUUCAUUGUUGCUAUUUAAUACCCGGUGUGUUUGCGUUUUUCAUUAUUUCUUGCAGAAAGUUUUGCUGUAAGUCUUUUACAAUCUAACGAAAAGUAUUGACAAUAAUUAUUUAGCAAACAAAAGAAGGCGGAGGGGGUAGCAGGAGGUGAAGAUGGAUAAUUUGGAGGAGGUAUUGCAAGCCCUUGACGAAUUUCAGAAAGUGCGUCCAAGUGAAAUACCUCGAGAACUCGAGGAUUAUUUAUGUUGGGUUGCGAAAACUGGUGAUCCUGUUUAUCAGUGGUCACUAAUUAAAACUUUGUUCAGGGAAAAACUUACUCGCGUGAUGACCGAAUUUUAUGAAAGUUGUCCGACGCUUGAUCUUGCACCGUGUCCAAACGUUGAGCAUUUCAAUUAUGAUAUGAUGAAAAGCAAUCUCUUAGAGCGUUUGGAAUCAUUUGCAAACGCUCCGUUUACUGUUCAACGAAUUUGUGAGUUAUUAACAGCACCGCGCAAGGAAUACAAUAGAGUUGACAAAUUUAUGAGAGCUAUUGAAAAAAAUAUCUUAGUUGUUUCUACUAGAGAACCUGGGCCAAUAACCAGGAGAAAUGAGAAUGGAGAUGGUAUGGUCAAUGGAUCAGUAGAUGAAGAUCCAUCUGUAACACAGCCUCCUCAGGAUGUAGAAAUGGAAUAUUGGGAAAAGGAUUGUUCUUCCACAGUUACAAUUAGCGUGCAUACUGUUGAAAAUGAAACGCCUUUGUUACAUACUGUUGUACCAACUAAUACUGUAGUAAAAAAUGUAUUUGGUACAGAAGAACUUUCACAUGAGAAAGUAGAAUCAACAUCUUCUAAGUCAGAUAUUGUAGUAUCUAAUUUUAUACAGACUACUUCAGAAUUUUCUGGAGUUUCCAAUUUGAAUUCUCAAGCACAAACACAGGAUUCACAAAUUGGUUCUGCAAUACAAAAUUUGUCAACCAUAGUUCCUGAAAAUUCUGGAAUUAUUAGUGAUGUUUCAGAAGCAAUUAUGAAUGAAGAUACUAGUUCUCAACCUAGUUUAGAAUUGAUAAAUGAAGGAGGAGAUGCUGUAGAUUCCUCAAGAAAAUUACAAACUACUUUCCAGACAAAAGAUUUUAGCACAAAUGAAAAUAAAUCAACAAAAUUUUAUAUAGAUAAUUCUAAGAUAAAUGAAAAGACAGAAGUUGAAUUAAUGUCAAUACAUGUACAAGAAGGAUCAAAUAAAAAUAAAGAUAUAUUAGUUAAAUCAGAUAUUGAACUUAAAACUGUGUUGGAUAAUAAAGAAUCAGUUAAUCCAAUUGUUGAAAAUCUAAAUACUAAUAAAAAUUUGGAAAAUACAAUAAAAUUAGAUACUGGAAUAGAAAACAUUCAAUCAAUUAUUGAUACAUCUAUUUCAAAUAAAAAAUCACUAGAUGAAAUUACAUCGACAACAAACAAUUCAGAACAACUAACAAAUAAUUUAAUUUUAUCUACUGAUAAUAUAAGUACAGAGGAGAUUACAAAUACUUCAGAGAAUUUGUCUAUAGAUGUAGAAAAUCUGAAAGAUCAAACUAAAGAAGUAGAAUUAAUAAAAAACUCAAAAUCUAUAAUAGAAGAACCAUGUUCCAAAACUAAUAUAACAAAAAAUUUUAAACAGAAUCAAAAAAAUGAUUUAACUAUCACAGAAAUUGGAGAAGAUGAGGGCAGUAUCAUAAAAACUAUAGUAUCUGAUCCAAUUCCUAUUGUUGAGGAACCAAAAAACAUAGAAUCUAUUAAAAUUAAAGAAAACAUUUCAUCAAUCAUUGAAAUAACAGAAAAGUCAGAAAAUCUGCAAAAUUCUCCAAUAAUAUGUCAAUCAGAAAACAAAGAAAAAAUGUCUAUUGAAGAUAGUAAUGUAGCACAAUUACAAGGUAAUAAUAUAACUUCUACUAUAAAUAAAAUACACGAUAGUGACACAGUAAUCGAAAAUAUAAUGAAUAAAAAAGAGCAAAAAGAGGUGGAAUUAAUGGAUGUAGAUGAAGAAGAAACAUUGUCUGUGUUUCAACAAGAUGAUGAAGUCAUGGAGCAAGAAACAGUACAAUCAUCUAGAAGUUAAUGAUAUGUAAGAAGAAGAUUUUAUUCAUAUUUUUUAAUAUUUGAUUUUGAUUUUAAUAGAAAACAUAAAAAAGAAAAAUAGAAAAAAUGGAAUUUGUUUAAAUGAUAAAAAUUUGUAUUGUAUUUCAAAUAUGAUUUGUAUGAUUUUCUUUAAGUAAUUUAAUAUAUGAAAU